Messenger RNA from Chinchilla lanigera (long-tailed chinchilla), 1170 nucleotides. It is a transcript of the gene Plekho1, whose product is annotated as pleckstrin homology domain containing, family O member 1. The record is from RefSeq and is a predicted model, not a curated record. Gene Ontology annotation, biological process: regulation of myoblast fusion. Gene Ontology annotation, cellular component: ruffle membrane; muscle cell projection membrane. NCBI's taxonomy places the organism in Eukaryota, Metazoa, Chordata, Mammalia, Rodentia, Chinchillidae.
GUAAAAGAUGAGAAAAAUAUUCAGGAAGUAUUUGACCUGAGUGACUAUGAGAAGUGUGAAGAGCUCCGGAAAUCCAAGAGCAGAAGCAAGAAAAAUCAUAGCAAGUUUACUCUCGCCCACUCCAAACAGCCGGGUAACACGGCACCCAACCUGGUCUUCUUGGCAGUGAGUCCAGAAGAGAAGGAGUCAUGGAUCAACGCCCUCAACUCCGCCAUCACCCGAGCCAAGAACCGCAUCUUGGAUGAGGUCACCGUCGAAGAGGACAGCUAUCUCGCACACCCCACAAGAGACAGGGCAAAAAUCCAGCACUCCCGCCGCCCCCCGACUCGGGGACACCUCAUGGCUGUGGCUUCCACCUCUACCUCAGAUGGGAUGCUGACCUUGGACCUGAUCCAAGAGGAAGACCCUUCCCCUGAGGAGUCGACCUCCUGUGCCGAGAGCUUUCGGGUGGACCUAGACAAGUCUGUGGCCCAACUGGCAGGAAGCCGGCGGAGAGCGGACUCGGACCACAUCCAGCCCUCCUCAGACCGGGCCAGCAGCCUUUCUCGGCCUUGGGAAAAACCAGACAAGGGGGCCACCUACACCCCCCAGGCCCCCAAGAAGUUGACAUCCACAGAGAAAGGCCGAUGUGCCUCCCUGGAGGAGAUCCUGUCUCAGCGGGACACAGCCCCUGCCCGCGCCCUCUACCUGCAGACCCAGGGGUCUCCGGUCUUCACCCCGCCCCCGCCAGGGCAGCUGGCCCGCAUCCAGGACCUGGUAGCGAGGAAGCUGGAGAAGACUCAGGAGCUGCUGGCAGAGGUUCAGGGACUGGGAGACGGCAAGCGAAAGGUCAAGGACCCCCCACGGUCUCCACCUGAUUCUGAGUCAGAGCAGCUGCUGCUGGAGACGGAGCGGCUGCUGGGAGAGGCGUCAUCGAACUGGAGCCAGGCAAAGCGGGUGCUGCAGGAAGUCAGGGAGCUGAGGGACCUGUACAGACAGAUGGACCUACAGACCCCAGACUCCCGCCUCAGACAGACCACCCAGCACAGUCAGUACCGGAAGAGCUUGAUGUGAAGGAAGGCACAGGGCCCGAACUUGUGGGGGGUGGACAGACUUAUCUCCAAGUGUUGUUGCAGGAUAAAACUUUUUUAUUUACCUCAACCAAAAAAAACAAAACAAAACCAGAAAACA